Limanda limanda (common dab) is the source of this 2337-nucleotide messenger RNA. RefSeq lists its product as uncharacterized. Lineage: Eukaryota; Metazoa; Chordata; Actinopteri; Pleuronectiformes; Pleuronectidae. The record is from RefSeq and is a predicted model, not a curated record. Gene Ontology annotation, cellular component: external side of plasma membrane. Bases 15 to 1547 code for a protein of 510 amino acids. Gene Ontology annotation, biological process: negative regulation of T cell proliferation; immune response; positive regulation of T cell proliferation. The transcript has 10 exons.
GAAGGAAACACCACAUGAAAAAACUAUUACUGUCACUGCAGCUCUCAAUGGACUGGGCCCUGUUUGUAAUUUUGCAAGUCUUGUUUCAGCCAUCGCUCUCAGACCUGUUCACUGUUGAGGCGGAUCGAAACACGUAUGAGGCGGAGUUCGGAAGAGACGUGGUGAUGGGCUGCGGGUUUCAGCCUCUACCGUCAAACUCUGACCCAGAGCUAAGGGUGACCUGGCACUGGAUCAAAAGUGCCAAAUCCCGGGAUGUGUACCGGAUAACUAACGGCGUGGAGCAGUCCGCAUCUCCGGAGUAUCAGGGCCGAGUAACACUCCUUAAAGAGGAGCUGAAAAUUGGCUGGGCCAAACUAAAGCUCUCCAAUCUCCGGAUCAACGACUCCGGGAUGUAUCAGUGUUUGGUGGAGACGGCAAAAGGAGCCGACUAUAAGACGAUCACUCUGUCUGUUGUAGCACCUUAUAAAUCAGUGACUAAACGCAUAGAGAAGACCGCAGAGGGGCAUCAGGUGCUAUUGACCUGUCAAUCAGAGGGAUACCCCGAGUCGUCUGUUGUGUGGCAGGACGGACGCCGGCAGGGAAUCAAACCCAACACCACCGCUGUGCUAACAGCCAACCAGCUGUUUACAGUCACCAGUCAGAUACGUGUCAAUGCACGGGACAAAAACAACUACACAUGCAACUUUACUAACGACGCCCUCUUCGCGACAUUUCAAGUUCCAGAUGAAAUACCUAUUCCACAGAUAAAAAACGAGGCUCUCUACAUCAUACUGAGCAUCGGAGCCGUAAUGACCGUGAUCAUCGCUGCCGUGCUCAUCUACAGACAACGAAAAGGAUCCAUCGCUCUGAGUGCCAGGAACCUUCUGGGUGUUCAUCCGGCUCGACCUUGUCCUUCUGCCGCCUGUCUACAAAUAAAUACAGGAGACGAGGAGGAGAAAACUGUUUUCAAUGAAUAUGGCAGAGAGCAAAAUCUGGGGGUGUUUCUGAGAGCGCAUUAUUCCGACUCCUUCAGUAAAGAGCUGAGUCGGCCGUGGGACGUUGUCACCGUGGAGGAGUUACCUCCCAGGCUGAAAAACAAUGAGGGCCAGUACAUAAAACUUCAAGAUGUACUCCCAGAAGCUGGAGAGACCCUUUUCCUCGAGGGACCUCCAGGGAGCGGGAAGACGCACCUAGCCCAGAUCCUGGUCUCUUCCUGGACCGGGGGACGGACAAACCUCAUCGAUCUCAGCAUCCUCCGACUUCUGGUUCACGUCGACUGCAGCGCUGUGGAGGGCGAACUGUUCCAGGAAGUAAUGUCUCAACUCUCGCUGAUGAACAAAACGACAGCGGACGAGCUGAGGACAGUGUUAACCAGCUGCAGCGAGGCUCUGCUGUUGUUGGACGGGUACAGAGAAGGAAGCAAAACUUUUGAUGAUUCCUUAAAGAGGUUCCUGAGUGAGAGGGGGGGUUGCAGGGUGCUGAUCAUGGCCUCGCCUGCAAACUGCCCCACGCUCAAGGCGGCAUGUGGAACAGGAGGGAUCCUUAGGCUCGAAACACAAACUCUGUAAUACAGAUUUAUGACAUCAAUGCACUUGUUACGUUUUGAUUAUUUUUGUAUUUAUAGUUUGCAUGAUGCUUUGUUUUUGUAGUAGUUGUUGUCUGGUCCAAUUUUUUAAAAGCCCAAAUGCUGCAAAAUGUAAAUUCAAAGUAUUAUCCAGUUUACAUGAGAAAUGUUAUUAAUUUAGCUAUUGUGUUCUAUGUUUUGUUACAUGUCAACCUUUUUUCACAAGUUUAUAAAACAAAAACAAAAGUACCUACAUCUUUUAUUAUGCCUCAGUGCCAGCACAUGCCGGAGUCAAUACGCGCAAACUUUGAAUCAAGGAUUAACUAUUUACAAUUUGGUGGUCAGAGAACUGAAACUGCACUUAUUUUUGGAGGCUUACACCUGAAGGGGUGAUGAUUCCAGUGGUAUCCCUUUACAGUUUGCACCAGUCACGAAACCCCUAGUAGUGAUUUCAGCUAUACUUUAAACUCUGUCUCCUUUAGAUGUGAUAGUUCACAAAAGUUGGUUCAGUUUCUGUUCUGUCUCAGAGCAGGAGAAAGAGAAAGAUCAUUAUUAGGGUCAGCGACUGCAAGCUGUUACAGUAAAAGGGAAAUGACUCAGUGUUCCUGGCAUGAGACUCUGCUGAUGCCAGUAACAUUGGAUUUUAUUUCUGUUUGUUCUUUAUUUUCUGGUAAUUCUCUAUCAUGUGAACUUAUUAAUGAAUCAGUCAGGUUUUCUUUCGGUCAGCCUCCUAUUCUGUGUGUGUGUCAACAACUGUAAAAAUCAACCUUCACACAUGGAGAGAGAGGAAACUU